AUUUAUGUGAAAUAUUGUUUUUACAAAGGAAAAAAGAGGCAACCAUGAAAAAGAAAGACUAAAGAAACUGGAUGAAGAAAUAAAAGAAAUGAAAGAUGGCCUUUUACCAGAGGCCAAGGAAGGAAUGGACCAUUUUCUGGCAAAUAUCACCGCCAAAUUAAAAGUUGCAACAGAGGUUUGUAAGAGAGUCGAGGAAAAAGAAAACAAAGUAGAUACAGAAUUUAUAGAAAAAGAACGUGAGCGACGAAAAAGUGAUUGGACAGAAUUCUUGGCUCGUCAGUAUGAAACGUGUGACCAAGUGGAUGCCGAAUUUUCUGAACAAGCAGAUAUUGUAGCAAAACAUUAUGAAGAUCUUGAGAAAAAUCUAACAGCUAUAAACAAUGCUACUCCUUAACAUUCCUUUAAUGUUACUAAUGUCAGGAUUCUAUUUGAGUUUCUGUUGAUUUGAUCUUUUAUUGUGGUUUUUAUAUAUACACUGUACAUGUAAUAUAUAAUUGUUGAAUUUUAUAGGUGCAAUAAAUUUAACAUAUAAUUUUG
This is a messenger RNA of Saccostrea cuccullata (small rock oyster), 537 nucleotides long. RefSeq names its product biogenesis of lysosome-related organelles complex 1 subunit 5-like. NCBI's taxonomy places the organism in Eukaryota, Metazoa, Mollusca, Bivalvia, Ostreida, Ostreidae. The transcript is spliced from 3 exons. Bases 89 to 394 code for a protein of 101 amino acids. Gene Ontology annotation, cellular component: transport vesicle; BLOC-1 complex. The record is from RefSeq and is a predicted model, not a curated record.